Yamadazyma jaroonii is the source of this 1284-nucleotide messenger RNA. Lineage: Eukaryota; Fungi; Ascomycota; Pichiomycetes; Serinales; Debaryomycetaceae. The record is from the annotation of a GenBank genome assembly.
AUGACUUUGCACAAGUUACCAAGAGCAACGUUGGAGCAGAAGAUUCAGAUCUUGGAUUACUACCAUCAAAGUAAUAGACCACAGCUGGAAACUGUCGAUAAGUUCAAAAAUGAGCUCUCGAUAUCAACAUCUUCUUUUAGUGAAUGGAUAAAAAACGAAGACGAUUUGAGAUCAAGAUUGAGCAAGGCGGAAUCAACGUUUGCAAAGAAUAGCAAGAGAAAAGUGAAGUUCAAGUAUGAAAAGAUCAACAAAGCGAUGGACCUCCUUGUUCAACAAAGAUUAGCCCGAGGAGAAGUUAUCAAUGAACCAAUUUUAAGAGAACAUUGGUCAAUUUAUGCUCAUGAAUUUGGGGUUGAUGAUCCUAAAAGACUAGUGGGAUUCAGUCAUGGUUGGUUAAGUCAGUUCAAAAAACGUCAUGGACUUACUAGACAGAAAUUAUCAAGAACUCUCCAUGUAGCUGAUGAUUUUGAUACUACAUUCAACGAAGGAGAUAAUGACAAUAAUGAUGAGACCAAUGAAACUUCCACCCCACAACCUCCUAAUGAAGAACCUCAAUCAAAUAUUCCAGGUACACAAAUACCCAGUGGCAUGAGAAUGAAUUUGAAAGACGACUACAAUAACAAUUUUUACGAAAAUGGUCUUAGAUACAAUAAUCAAAUCAAUUUUGGUUAUCCCAUUUUACAGCAGCAACAGCAACAGCAGCAGCAGCAGCAACAACAACAACAAGCCCAAGUUCAAGUACAACAACAAAAUCAACAACAAGUACAACAGCAAGCACAACAGCAGGCUCAACAACAAGCUCAACAACAAGCUCAGCAGCAAGCUCAGCAACAAGCCCAGCAACAAGCCCAGCAACAAGCUCAACAGCAGGCUCAACAACAAGCCCAACAGGUUCAACAACAAGUGCAACAACAAGUGCAACAGGCUCAACAAGUUCAAUCACAGGCUCAAUCACGUCCUUUACCUAAUCAAAUGCCUCAACAAUUGCAAAGACCCAUGGAUUAUGAACCCUUUCGUCCUCUGUAUGCAAAACAACGACAAGAUAGAUUUCAAGAGAGACCAAACAGAGAUAAACCUUCAAUUCUGGCAAUUGAAAUCGAAAGAUUUAUCUACAUGUAUGCAGAUAAAUUCUUCAAUGAUAACGGAUAUGAGUAUCCUAAUACAUUAAAAUUAUUCCAAGAAUUCAAGAACUCAUUCUUCAGUGAAAGAUUGGAAAAUAUGAGACAGCUGGGUAGAGGUAUGGCCGUUGACGAUUACUUCUUGAGGAAUGAAAAUAAAGAAUAG